AUGUCCGACGCACAAACACGCUCUCAAACAGCCUUGAAGGAGUCAAUUCUUGGAGAAAUUGAAUCUGCCCUAGGUCCUCGCCUUGAAGAGAUGUACAACCGCCAUAAUGAUCUGGAGGAAAAGAUGGACAAACAGCUCCACAAGAUAGAUAAAGACUUAGCUGGUAUGUUCGACGCGAUUCGUUCGUUGUCCGAUAACGUCGCUUCUUCGUCGCCUAAUCCCUCUCCUGACAACAACUCACCAUCGUUCUCACCUCCCGGACCUACUACUACUCAUGAUUCCCACCGUCCUCGCCCUACUCCUUCUACACCUUACUCAGGAAUGACACGACUUGCUAAGAUAGAGUUCCCAAGGUUUUCUGGUGAUCGAUUUCAAGAGUGGCUCUUUCAAGCCGAACAAUUCUUCUCCAUUGACAACACACCGGAAGACUUGAAAGUCAACAUCGCUUCAGUUCACUUCGAUGGUCUUGCCGCUAAUUGGCAUCAAUCGAUUGUGCAAUCUGAACUUGGUCAAUCGGUUCUCUCUAGCUGGCCCGCUUACAAACUACGACUACACGAACGUUUUGAAGAUAUUUUGGACGACCCUAUUCUAGAGUUAAAGCGUUUACAAGAGACUAACGGCAUCGUUGAGUACCAUGGCCGGUUUGAACUCUUGCGUACUCGAGUGAACUUCUCUGAAGAUUAUUUAGUUCGCCAUUACUUAGCUGGUCUCCAAACAGAAACGCAGAUGCAUGUGCGCAUGUUCCAACCAACCUCUGUUCGUCAGUGCUUACUUCUUGGGAGGUUGUAUGAACAAGCUCAUCCCAAGAAACCUCAGUUCUUUCGUCGAAAGGAUUCAGAGAUGCGACCUACACAAGUGGAGAAAACGCCUGAAAAGGAAUACGCUCCUCAGAAGUUUCUUACUAAUGCCGAGAUGGUUCAACGUCGGAAGGAUGGCUUAUGUUAUUACUGUCCUGAAAAGUAUACUCCAGGCCAUUUUCUUAAACACAAGAAGACACAACUUUUCAUGAUUGAAACAGGGGAAGAAGAUGACCUUGAAGCUGCUCCAGAGAUACAAAACGAGGAAGAAGAAGCCAUAGAUAUCGCUACAAUCUCUGUUAAUGUUGUUUCAGGAAUUUCCGACUACAAUACUCUAAGGGUCAAAGGAGAGUGUGGGAAACGCUCCAUAUUUGUCCUUAUUGACUCUGGUUCUACACAUAAUUUCGUUGAUACUCGUACGGCGGAGAAGUUAGGUUGUACGGUACGCACUUCAACGAGAUCUCGAGUUACUGUUGCUGAUGGUCGUCGAAUUGCUAUUCAGGGUCAUAUCGACAAUUUCAGGUGGACGUUUCAUGGUACCACUUUUGAAUCCGAUGUUAUGGUCAUUCCUCUUGGAGGUUGUGACAUGGUACUAGGAGUCCAAUGGUUACACACCUUAGGCCCUAUUACUUUUGAUUUUAAGAAACUCGAGAUGUCUUUUAAAUGGGAAGCAAGGAAGAUUCUACUUCACGGAAUUAAGCAAGACUCGGUACGUCAUGUGAAAGCUGCAAAGUUAAACAAAUUACAAGACGAAGAUGUGCAGUUGGCCAUGCUUUACGUUCAAUCAGGGGUAGAAGAAGAACCAAUCCAAUUUUAUUCUCUCGACGCGACAACAACCUCCACCACCGUUUGUCCUGCGAUAGAUGGAUUGCUUACUGAGUUUUUCGAUAUUUUUGAGGAGCCAACAACUUUGCCUCCAUUCCGUGAACAUCAUAACCAUCGUAUCCCUCUUUUGGAAGGCUCUAAUCCAGUGAAUCAACGACCUUACCGCUAUGCCAUCCACCAGAAGAAUGAAAUCGAUACUAUGGUGCAAGAGCUUUUAACCGCAGGUACUAUUCAACCUAGCUCUAGUUCUUUUGCAUCACCGGUGGUUCUCGUUAAAAAGAAAGAUGGAAAUUGGCGUCUUUGUGUCGACUACCGUGGCUUGAAUGGUCUGACAGUUAAAGACAGAUUCCCAAUUCCAUUGAUUGAAGACCUUAUGGACGAACUAGGAGGCUCCAAGGUCUACUCUAAAAUCGACUUGAGAGCCGGUUAUCAUCAGGUUCGGAUGGAUCCUCUUGAUGUCCACAAGACAGCGUUUAAAACACAUGGAGGACACUUUGAGUAUCUAGUAAUGCCAUUUGGGCUUACUAACGCGCCAGCUACUUUUCAAAGUUUGAUGAACUCUAUCUUCAAGGAAUUUCUUCGGAAAUUUGUUCUCAUCUUCUUUGAUGACAUUUUGAUAUACAGUUCUUCUAUGGAACUUCAUAUCACUCACCUGCGUUGUGUUUUUGAGUUAAUGCGCCAGAACAGCUUGUUUGCAAAACAGAGUAAAUGUUCGUUUGCAACAGAUCGGGUGGAGUAUUUGGGGCACUUUAUUGAAGAAAAAGGUAUUUCAACGGAUCCAAGCAAGGUUAAGGCUGUCGCAGACUGGCCUAUUCCGGUGAACCUUAAACAACUCCGAGGGUUCUUAGGGUUAGCUGGUUAUUACCGACGUUUCGUCAAGAAUUUUGGAACAAUAGCUCGCCCCUUGACUGCCUUAACGAAGAAGGAUAGUUUUGAAUGGUCAGAAGAAGCCCUUCACUCGUUUAAAGAUUUGAAACGAGCAUUGUGUGAAGCUCCGGUGUUGGCCCUACCAUUAUUUGAUACACCUUUUGUGGUCGAGACUGAUGCUUGUAGCCAGGGAAUAGGAGCUGUACUUAUGCAGAAUGGCCAUCCAUUAGCUUACAUAAGUCGUCAUUUAAAGGGUAAGCAACUUCACCUCUCUAUCUAUGAGAAAGAAUUGUUAGCUGUGGUCUUUGCUGUAACAAAAUGGCGCCAUUACUUGCUCAAUGGUCACUUUGUGAUCAAGACGGAUCAAAGGAGUCUCAAGUAUUUACUUGAGCAGAGACUCAACACUCCGAUACAGCAGCAGUGGCUACCUAAAUUACUCGAGUUUGAUUACGAGAUCCAAUACAAACAGGGGAAAGAGAAUUUGGUUGCUGAUGUGUUGUCUAGAGUCGAAGGAGCCGAGGUUUUACACAUGGCCAUGUCUGUUUUACAAUGCGAUUUACUACAGCAGAUUCAGGCUGGUUACGAUACUGAUCCAACAGUGAGGGAUUUGAUAGCAGAGUUACAACAGAAACCAUUAGCCAAAAAACAUUUUUCUUGGACACAAGGCAUCUUACGGAGAAAGAGCAAGAUUGUGGUCCCCGAUAACGUGCUUCUUCGAAAUAAAGUUUUGGAAUGGUUACAUUGUUCUGGAAGUGGUGGCCACUCAGGGAGAGACGCAACACAUCAACGUGUGAAAGGCCUCUUUUAUUGGAAAGGGAUGUCGAAAGACAUUCAAUCUUAUAUCCGUGGAUGCAAUGUGUGUCAGCAGUGUAAGUAUGAUCCAGCAGCAUCACCAGGGCUGAUUCAACCUUUACCAAUCCCUGAGACAAUCUGGACUGAUAUCUCUAUGGAUUUCAUUGAUGGCUUGCCUUCUUCUUAUGGGAAGACGGUUAUUUUCGUUGUGGUCGAUCGGCUUAGUAAGGCAGCUCAUUUUAUGGCCCUUUCACAUCCUUAUACCGCUUCCUCCAUCGCUCAAGUCUUCUUGGAUAAUGUGUUUAAGCUUCAUGGCUUUCCACAAUCUAUUGUUAGUGAUCGUGAUGCUAUCUUUCUUAGUGACUUCUGGCGUGAACUCUUCAGCCUUCAAGGAGUUGCCUUAACCUCUCUAGUGCCUAUCAUCCUCAAAGUGACGGACAAAUGGAGGUGGUCAAUAGAUGUCUUGAGACAUAUUUACGGUGUAUGUGCAGUGAUAGACCUCAUCUUUGGAGUAAAUGGCUGCCUUUGGCAGAAUUUUGGCGAGUCUAAAGUAGCUGUGGUUGCCAAGUGCUUACAAGAGAGGGAGAAUAUGAUUCUGAUUUUGAAAUUUCACCUGUUGAGAGCUCAACAUAGGAUGAAACAGUUCGCUGAUCAGCAUCACACUGAUCGUAGCUUCGGCAUUGGCGACUUUGUUUAUGUUAAGCUGCAACCGUAUCGGCAGAAAUCUUUGGUCCUCCGUCACAAUCAGAAGUUGUCUCCUAAGUAUUUUGGCCCUUACAAGAUCGUUGACAAGUGUGGGAAAGUUGCUUACAAGUUACAACUUCCUGCAACAUCUCAAAUUCACCCUGUUUUUCAUGUUUCUCAACUGAAAUUACAAGUUGGUGCUACACUUGUUGCCAAUCAACUUCCCUCGAUCACCCACGAUGCUUUUGUCAAAGAACCAGAAAAGAUUCUUGAGAGAAAGAUGGUACAACAUCAAGGCCAGGCAGCUACGAUGGUAUUGGUCAAAUGGACUACUGAAGCAGAGGACGAAGCAACAUGGGAGUUCUUGAGUUCGCGUUUUAAGAACGUUGAUUCCCGUCACUAUCCGGUUACUGAGAUAUCACGAAUUAGCUCUACCACUGCCAAAGAACGAACCAAACCAGUUCCAAAACGUCGUAAGUUUGGGUCAGAGAUUGAUGAGAUCUUUAAUGCGAGAAAGAUGAAGCAGAAGGCGCCAGAAGUUGAAAAUCCCGAGAGGAAAGAGACACCGACAAGGGAGAGGGAGGAGCUUGACGGAUUCAACAACAAUUUGCAAAACCGGCCCAGGAAGAGAACCGAAGACGGUUUCCCACUGUUCACGGAAGCUGAACUUGGUAUUAAUAAGGCUUGUGCUGGUCGUACCCGUCGUUGCCCUUUUGAUUGUCUUUGUUGCGUCUUCUAG
This is a messenger RNA of Microthlaspi erraticum, 4704 nucleotides long. NCBI's taxonomy places the organism in Eukaryota, Viridiplantae, Streptophyta, Magnoliopsida, Brassicales, Brassicaceae. The record is from the annotation of a GenBank genome assembly.